Messenger RNA from Anastrepha obliqua, 5287 nucleotides. RefSeq lists its product as uncharacterized. Gene Ontology annotation, molecular function: protein binding. Gene Ontology annotation, cellular component: axoneme. NCBI's taxonomy places the organism in Eukaryota, Metazoa, Arthropoda, Insecta, Diptera, Tephritidae. Bases 110 to 4831 code for a protein of 1573 amino acids. Gene Ontology annotation, biological process: cilium assembly. The record is from RefSeq and is a predicted model, not a curated record. The transcript has 13 exons.
CAACGGAUUCAGAAUUUUUUUUUUCUUCUUUAUGGAAAUAAAUUUUCUAAUUCUAAUUAAAAUAAUUUUUGAUUGAUAAUAAAUAAAUAAAAGUUUGAUUUGUUAACAAAUGAAACAAGCCGAAAUGGCCAAUGAAACGGGAUGGCAGUCUUGCUUAUGGGCCACUUAUAGCCGACCGAAUACGCUAGUCACUAUUGGCAUGGAGGCGUUAGCUUUGCUACAUGAUCAUACUAUACAUUUUACGGAUUUAAAGAGCGGCAAGAAACUGUAUUACACCAUUGACAGUCCCACUGUUGGACUGGGAGCACGAAAUCUCGCUGGGCACUUUUCGCUGCCAAUGUUUGCCUAUUCAGAGACAAUAAUCCGACCAAAUAUACACAUUGUUCGCUACCCGGAUAUGCAUAAGCUAUUUGUAUUUCAGAGUAAAAAUGUCGUUAGCUAUUUGGAUUUACUGUUCUCAAACCAUGACCUACUUAUCGCCCUAAGUGGCUUCCCUGACUACUCUUUUCGCAUAUGGAAUUGUCGUACGGGCCAGCUUUUAGUCGAAGUCAAAACUGGCAUCAAAUGCGCACACUACACAUUAAAAUGCUCCAGCCGCAAUUGGCCUAUGAUAAUGCAAUACUCGAAGUUCGAGAAAGAAAUCAUUUUUUGGGAAAUACACUACACAGCGGAGGCAACGAGGCUACAUGAAAUUUCACGUGUACAAAUACCGAAGGCCCAUUCGUUGAGCACACAAUUCUCCAUGUGUUUCCUGGACGAUGUGAUGUAUGUGGUGAAUGAUUACGGUGUGGUUUUCAGUGUUGAGGUUGCUCAGUUCUAUUUGCUACGCCAAUGGGGCACCACUUUCACUUAUCAAGGCUUACCAAAGGCAUAUAGUUUAUACUCGCACAAACAUGGCCUCAUGAUUGUCGAUCAGAAUUCCGUUACGUUCAUAUCUCGCAAGCGUAAUAUCUGGACGGUAGAAUGGGUGAUGGAAAAACUAAACAUACCCCUUGGAAAGAUAGUUUCGAAUUUCACUGGAGAGAUCUACGUUGCCGAUCAUGUGGGUUCACUGUAUCAAUUGCAAGUAGACCGAUUCGCCGGCACGCUGAACGAGCUCUCUGUGGGUAAUUACACUGUGCAAGACUUUAGCACUUUGAGAGGUUUGAAGGAGGAGAACCUACUUGUACUCACACGCGAUUAUAAGGUGUUUGCUGUAGAUAUUAGCAACAAUACCAAUUACUCAGAGUUGGUUAUACCGAAGGGCUGCUGCAUUGCCACACACAAUUCUAUGCCAUAUGCCGCUGUCGGCACCGAAGAAGGGCAAUUGUACUUUUUAUCUUUCGAGAAGAUACGCGCUCCUGCCGUUAUGCACAUAAUGGAGGCGGAUAAGCAUCGCAUCUCUGGCAUACGCUUGAUGAAUCAGACUGGUCUAAUCUUGAAUAUGCACAACUCUUACAAAGAGCUCUUGGUGGAUUUCAAGGCUGAACGUUUUAUAUUACUGAUACCAUUGCUGAGCCGUCCUGACAUACAGGUGCUCAAUUUUUACUUGAUCGAAACAGAUUUUGCCUUAUCAUUUUUAAGCGACGAUGUUGGCAACAAUUCCCUCAUUCCGUAUGCGGACGAAAUGUGGGUCUCUUCGUGGCUUAAUGCUGAGAACGUGGUGAAGCGUCGCAUAUUCAAGCUGCCGAAGAAAUAUCGCUGUAUUACUCUCUUACAAGUGACAAACAGGGAUAACGUGGAAUUUGUCGCUUUGCCAUUAGACAGUCUCGAUUUGGAUUUAUAUGUUGUAAAGAAUGCGGAAAAUGUUUUCCUAAUGCGUACCCUGCAUACAUUCCAUAUGGGCUAUAUUUUUGGAGUAACGGGCGCUCGCCACAUUAUCACCUAUGGCAUUAGUACGCUGAUGAUUCAUUUUCGCCUUCAUAAGCGCUCCACAAAACCAUAUGCAAUAUGUCGGAAAUUGUACGGAAGCUAUUCGCAACGAAUAAUACGACGCGUGGAGGAGAUCUACAGUACCAAAUAUUUGGUAGUUUUACUCGAUUCUGGUUGUCUAAAGGUAUCUCGCCUUCACACACUUGCUGAUAAUCUACGCGAGAACACUGAAGUACUUGAUAAACCAAUUGAGCUGGAGUUAGAUCGAGUGAAUGUUACACCUUGCAUGGCUUCAAUUGAGAAGAAACCGGUUUCGCCACGGAGUCUUGAGCUGCGUGCUGCCAUCGAUAAACGGAUUGUUGAAUUGGAGAACGAAGUGCGUGCUCUCAUCGAUUACGAUAUCUCGGUGACAGGCAAAACACAAGGUAUAUAUCGCAAAUUCUGCCUCAACUAUAAUUGGUUGACUAAAUUGAAUGUGGAGGCGCGUAAGGUGUGUGAAAUCGAACGACAGUCUUUGGAGGAGAGUAUUUUGGACAAAAGUCGUAUACGUGAUUGGAUACUGAAUUUAAUUACUGCCGAUACAGCAAAGAUAAGCAUCAAGAUUCAUGCCAUAUUUGCUGAGAAUUUAUUCGAGAAUUAUUCGCUAAGCAAAACUGUGAAAGAAUUGGCUGAGUUUUUCGACUUGUAUCGCUUUCAAGAUAUUGAAGCAGACGAAGAGGAGGAAGACAUAGAAGAGAAUGUUCCGCAGAAAGAACCUGGUAGGGGUGAAGUAGUAGUUGGCGUUGAUGACGAAGACGAGAACCCCCCUGAAGAGGUUGCUGUAGUGAAGAAAAAGCGUAAACUGUAUCAAAUUGUGGGUAAUGUGUAUGAACAUAUAAUGGCAGAGGAUUUCCAACUGCAGGACAUAAACCUUGUUACGGCAAAUCAAAUGUACAACGAGGAUAUAAAAUUUAAGAUGCUUUUGGAGGGACCUUUGCGUGAAGAGUUCAAUAAAAUAUUUGAUGAGGUACAGCAAUACAAGCAAGAAAUUAUGAGUAAUAUACUAGACACAAAUGCAUCCCUGAAUCACAUCUAUGAAGACAUGAAUAUUAUGCUGCAACUGUUGGGUUUGAAAACUUUCAUAGCUGAAAAGCUUUCGGUGCCAGCCUUAAUGAACGACGAAGUGCUGGAGCGUAUAAUGACGGUUGACGACUCUGAGAUCAAGGCAAUUAACCGACGUGCCAAGAAGGCAGUUGUUAGUGAUCAAAAACAUGGACGUAUGCUGCUGUGGUCCCUGGACUUUUGGAUACGUGCGCUAAAUACUAUGAUGGACGGUGUGCUGGAGAAGUUGUGGGAGGAGGAGAUCAAAAAGACGCCACCCGAACCAGAAUUUUUUUCUAAGCGGCAACCACACGAAUACACUUUAGAGGAUCAAAAGCUUUUGCGUAUAUAUGAAGAAACUUUGCGUCUCUUGAAGGAAGAUCGUCAAAAAUACCUACGUAUUUUGAAUGUAAAUGAGCGUAAAACAAUCGACUUGAAAAAUAAUUAUAUCUAUAAGUUCAAUGAACGUUGCGCCCAAAUGGCAGUGCUAAAACUGAAAUAUGAUUUGGCUUUGGAACAUUUUCGUGUGCGCUUACUGGGAUUGAAAGUGACUUUCUAUGAGCGGGUAAACUUACGAAAAUCAAUGGAAGAAUUGAAAAAUGACACCGACAAGGCCACUGAAUAUAUUAAUCGGUAUGUGAAGUUAAUUGAUUUUUCCGACAAAUCCAUUGCGGACAUUAAACAGGAUAUGGAAUAUUUGAAUUCUCGUGAUAAAACGCUUGAACGUCAAUUUAAGGGCAAUUUUCUGAGCAAUAUUCCGACUUUCAUGCACGAACUGAACAAACUCUUUAGACGGCGCCCAAAAAUGUUGCAGCGUUCAUUCCAAUCGGCACUGGUGUGUCACGAGGUCGCCGCUCGUUUGGUGCAUAAGAGUCGCUCCAAUUUUCCAUUACCCAUCGAGGUGGAGGAAUAUUUUCACAAUUUGCUAACCUUAGACGAUCCACAGAAUGCGCCGCAUCAGUUGGACUCAAAAUAUUGGGAUCAAUUUGUGCGUUUGCGACGACAGAAAAUUGAAAAUGAGCUUAAAAUCAAGGGUAAUGGUUUUAAUUUGGCCGAUUCUCAAGAAAAAUUGAAUAAUUACAUAACCGAAUUGAAUAGUUUGAGAUUUGUCAAACAGCAAAUGAUAACCGAAACGGAUCGUUUGUCCGGGCAGUAUGUUAACAUCUUGCAAAAUCAAAACUUGGAACUUGUUUUGCCCUUGGGUCAAGUUGAAACCCAAAUCGGCGGAUCGUUGAAGAAUUUGCAAACCUGCAUUCUAAUGAAUAUUGACGACAUAAAUGAUGUGAAUAAUAAUAUUAAGAAAGCAGGUGCCAAGAAGCUACGUACCAUGCAACGUUUAGCUAUCUAUCGACGCCAAGUGCUUUACAAGGAGUGGGAACACAAGAUGUAUCGAGCCAAUAUCGAUUAUCUCAAGUAUAUGUUGGAGGUAAUAGAGAAGUGUAAGGUUACAGCAGAAUUUCUGCAAUUGUUACGUAACUGGAAGAAAGUCAGGGAGGAGCGCGGCAAGCUGAUGCGAAUUGGCGGUAUAGAGCAACUGAUUGAGCAGCGCGUGGCGGCAUAUCGCAAGAAUUUGGAGGUCAUUAUUGAGAAAAUUGCCGAAUGUAAAGAUCAAAUUUAUGAAGUUAAACGCAAAAGCCAGGCUACAAAUCGGGCAAUCGACGAGGUGAAAGUAGAUGUGGCUAUGUUCACUGCUAAUCGCGAUACUCUCUUGGAGGAGAAAUUGCAGAGGGAGCGCAAUGAAAGAAUGGAAAAGAUAAAACGUUACAGUUUCCUCAUCAACGAGGUGCGCCAGGACUACGCCCACAUACUCGAGUUGAAGACGAUUUUAGAACUACAACGUUUACGCACAUUUCCAACACUGGGACCACCACCUGAAGAGUGUGGAAAUCCAUUGUCUUGAGUUCGUUUCUCUUUUUUACUUAUUGAGUAUCGUUUUGUUAAUUUUAUAUUUAUUUUAUAGUUUUUGAUUUUACAGAAAUAUUCAUGCUUGGUUGAUUAUGUGUCGCAUAUGCGUACAUACGUACAUAUAUGUAGAUAUAUUUACAAUACAUUCGUUGAUGUGAAUUAUCUGUAUUAUUCAGAUCAAACAGUAUAUGGCUAAUAACGGUAGGAAGAGAUGUAAGAAUGCCCAAAUCCAGUAAAGACUGUGAAGUAAAAAUUUUAUUAUGAGACUUCAGUUUUCCCAUACAUUUUCCACCACUCACCGUGCGAUCUUCCACCUGCUGACAUUCUCACUGAAAUGCUCAUGAUGCAGAUACUUUUGUAUGCCAAUCACAAACUCUCUGAUAUAAGUGUCAUAGUCCAGCGCUUCUAAGUUCCAAGAUACGUGAUGCAAAGCCUUAUUUUGUAACAACUC